AUAAGCUUACAGUCAUAUUCUGUUGAGGAUUACGAGACGGAAAACUCGAGAAAAUGGCAAGAACCAAGCAGACGGCUCGUAAAUCCACCGGCGGUAAAGCCCCGAGGAAGCAGCUCGCUACCAAAGCCGCCCGUAAGAGCGCUCCAGCCACCGGCGGCGUCAAGAAGCCUCAUCGCUACAGGCCCGGCACCGUGGCUCUGCGAGAGAUCCGUCGCUAUCAGAAGUCCACCGAGCUGCUGAUCCGCAAGCUGCCCUUCCAGCGUCUGGUGCGAGAGAUCGCUCAGGACUUCAAGACGGACCUGCGCUUCCAGAGCUCCGCUGUCAUGGCCCUGCAAGAGGCCAGCGAGGCUUAUUUGGUCGGUCUGUUCGAGGACACCAACCUGUGCGCCAUCCACGCCAAGAGAGUCACCAUCAUGCCCAAAGACAUCCAGCUGGCGCGCCGCAUCCGCGGAGAGCGCGCUUAAACUCCUGAUUUCAUAAGUCUUUAAACCACAAAGGCUCUUUUCAGAGCCGCCUCAAUUUUUCUAGCAGGGAAUUGCCCCGUUUGAUGUUUUCCUGAGAGCAGCCACUGAUUUUCUCAUGAGCGGAUGAGUGCUCCCUCACAAUAACGCUACAGCUAAGGCAUUAGAGAAGCAU
Messenger RNA from Cyprinus carpio (common carp), 636 nucleotides. Its product is annotated as histone H3. The record is from RefSeq and is a predicted model, not a curated record. NCBI's taxonomy places the organism in Eukaryota, Metazoa, Chordata, Actinopteri, Cypriniformes, Cyprinidae. Gene Ontology annotation, molecular function: DNA binding; protein heterodimerization activity; structural constituent of chromatin. Gene Ontology annotation, cellular component: nucleosome.